Anopheles nili is the source of this 1623-nucleotide messenger RNA. Its product is annotated as N-acetylgalactosaminyltransferase 6-like. The coding region runs from base 1 to 1428 and encodes 475 amino acids. Gene Ontology annotation, cellular component: Golgi apparatus. The transcript is spliced from 3 exons. NCBI's taxonomy places the organism in Eukaryota, Metazoa, Arthropoda, Insecta, Diptera, Culicidae. The record is from RefSeq and is a predicted model, not a curated record.
AUGAAACGAGUUGGCAUUGGUGAACAAGGUAAACCGGCAACCUUAAGUCCGGAUGAAAGUGGCAGUGAACGUCAAAAAGAGCUUUAUUUUCAAAACGGUUUUAAUGCACUACUUAGUGAUAAAAUCAGCGUGAAUCGCUCAAUAGCAGACCUGAGGCAUCCGAGGUGCCAUCAAAUCAAGUACUACAAAAAUUUACCUCAAACCAGUAUUAUUGUUCCAUUCUACGACGAGCAUUGGACUACCAUCUUGCGAACUGUUAACAGUAUCGUACAUCGUACACCAGCCCAUUUACUCAAAGAAAUUAUUCUUGUUGACGAUGGAAGCUUAAAACCGUUUCUCAAACAACCACUAGAUGACUAUUUUUCAAAAAACCUAAAACAUUUGGUACGAAUCAUUCACCAACCCGAGCGAAAUGGUCUCAUCACAGCUCGCUUGACGGGAGCGAAAAUAGCCAAAGGUGAUGUAUUACUGUUCUUAGAUUCGCAUAUCGAAGCAGGUAUUAACUGGCUGCCUCCAUUGCUUGAACCCAUCGCUCAGAACUAUCGGACCUGUGUGUGUCCCUUUAUUGAUGUCAUUAAAGAUGACACAUUUGAACUUAACCCACAAGAUGAAGGUGCGCGAGGAAUGUUUGAUUGGAACAUGUUAUACAAGCGGCUACCUUUACGUCCUGAGGAUCAGAAAGAUCCAAUUGAACCAUUCCCUAGUCCUGUAAUGGCAGGAGGUCUUUUUGCGAUAAGUGCAAAGUUUUUCUGGGAGCUUGGAGGAUACGAUGAAAAACUUGAAAUAUGGGGAGCAGAACAAUAUGAGCUAAGCUUUAAAAUUUGGAUGUGCGGCGGCCGCCUGAUUGAUGUUCCUUGUUCUAGAGUUGGCCAUAUUUAUCGCAGCUAUGCACCAUUUCCUAAUGCAAGGUCAUACGAUUUCGUAGCCAAAAAUCAUAAACGCGUUGCAGAGGUAUGGAUGGACGAAUACAAACACUACGUAUAUGAUAAAAAUCCUGCACGAUAUGCCAUUGAUACUGGAGAUCUUUCUAAAAUGAAGCAGCUCCGAAAAACCCUCAAAUGCAAAACAUUUCGGUGGUUCAUGGAAGAAGUGGCUCCUGAUUUGAUGGACCGAUACCCUCCGGUGGAGCCGGAAGAUUUUGCCUCAGGAGCCAUACAAACUUUAGCAAAUACUGAUUUGUGUUUAGAAGUUGAUUAUAGCUCUGGAAGAAAGCAAAUUUGCCUAUCAACUUGUGUAACUAAUAAAACAAAACCAGAGCGUCCUGAACAACACUUUCGAUUUACAUGGCGACGUGAUAUCAAGACUGUACAUACAUCAGACUGUAUAGACGUUCCCGAGUACUCCGUUGGUGCGCAAUUAGUUCCUUAUGAGUGUCAUGGUUCUCAAGGCAACCAACUAUUCCAAUACAACAUGCCAUUUGUGCUUUAGCAGCGUACAGACUGCAUGAGUUAUGCUGCUUAUCAUGAAGAACUAAACAGAUACCUCUAUUUGUCAUGCUUCAGGAUACAAAGCAAAUCAUUGUUGGAAAAUACAAGACAUUAUGUUUAGAAGCUGAUCUACAGAACCGGAAGCUUUUGUUAAAUCACUGUAACAAUACUGCUAAAAUUCAACACUGGCGCAUCG